This is a messenger RNA of Canariomyces notabilis, 1575 nucleotides long. Its product is annotated as kinase-like protein. Bases 132 to 1490 code for a protein of 452 amino acids. Gene Ontology annotation, molecular function: ATP binding; protein kinase activity. The transcript is spliced from 3 exons. Gene Ontology annotation, biological process: protein phosphorylation. Lineage: Eukaryota; Fungi; Ascomycota; Sordariomycetes; Sordariales; Chaetomiaceae. The record is from RefSeq and is a predicted model, not a curated record.
GAAGCGAUGCUGCACGAAACACAUUUUGCUUAGAUCACGGGGUACCCAUCAUAUAAGACCACAAGAUGGAAGUGUUUGGUCAGCAAACUUGAUGACAGUAGUGUGAAUCGCCAACAUCAUCUAUAUCUCGUAUGGAGCCAGCUUUCCUAAGCCAGGCGGCUGCCAUCAAGUCUACUCGUCGCUAUCGCCCUCUGAAACUAGGAAAAGCCAUCUUCCCCGAAGACAUCGAAUGGGACUAUCUCCCCGAAGGACACCACCCCGUCGACCUGGGCGACGAGAUCGAGAACAAAUAUGAAAACGACAUCUACACUGUCUUGCAAAAGCUCAGCCACAGCGUCAACUGCUCUGUCUGGGCCGUCAAGUGGAGGCCCAAGGACCCUACCGUGAACACCGCUCCUAAACCCAAAUACCACGCCCUGAAGAUCUACCGCGCCAACAUUCUCCAGAUUUGGGGCGGCCACCAGGGAAGAAUGCUCCAUCUUCUUGACCAGGAGCCCGGUAGCGGUCAUCCAAACAUCAUCCAGAAGGAGGACUUCUUCUACCAUACCGGUCCCAAUGGCACCCAUCUCUGUCUGGUCUUUCCACUGCUUGGGCCGACCCUCGCGAAUGUGGUCAUGGACCGCUUGUCGGCUGCCACGCGGCACAGUGUGUGUCAACAGCUUGCGAGCGCAGUUGCUUACAUGCAGAGUCGGUAUAUGUGCCACGGCAGACUCAUGCCGGAGAACGUGGCAUUCGAAAUCCCCGGACUUGAGUCCAUGUCCGAACGAGAGCUCGAGGACAAGCUUCUCGGCGUGGGAAUCUACGAAGAACUGCAAGAGAUUGACGGCUCCCGCCCCAAGCACGGCCCGAGAAGGGUGUACCAGCCGUGCCAGGGCUGGCAUGGCCUGGACCACUCCCAGCUCACCACUGUCCGGAUCAUCGACUUCGGCGGUGCUUUCUGCCUGAGAAGUGAUGAAGGCGACCCGCCGCCUGACCCAAAGUACACAGUCCACUUCUCCCCGCCAGAGUACUGCUUUCAGUAUCCCCUUUCGCGCGGGGCCGACACGUGGCAGCUCGCAAUGCUCAUCUUUAUGAUCCACACCGGUGUCUCCCCCUUUUAUUACAUGGGGUCCUCGGAGAGCUACGAGCUCCUGAUCAGCGUGAUCGCCGCCUAUCUCGGCCCGGCACCGCAGGACUGGCGGAACCGGUUCCUGCACCGCAAGUACGGGACCAGGGACGCCGAGACGGGAGAACUGUCCCCCCGCGAGGCUCAUCCGGCGGAGUGGUUUGACCUUUCGAGGAAGCAGGUUACGCUGUCGUUCCAGAGGGAGCUUGCGUUACGGGCGCCGCAUCUAAAUCGGAGGCAGCGGGAGAAACUCGAGAAGUUGCUCCUCAUGAUGAUGGCUUGGCGGCCGGAUGUUCGGAUUAGCGCACGCGAAGUGCUCGUUCAUCUUCUCGAAAUUAAGAGACUGAGCGCCUCAGCGGAUGGGGAUGAAGCUGAGAGCAGGUAGAUGGAGGCUGAGGUUGAGGGAUCUAGUCUUUGACUUGUUUAUAAGUCAUGAUAUAUCUUGACCACUGUCCAGUCUGUAUACUAGG